AUGAAUCGGCAAUGGAUGUACGGUAACCGACUCUCCCGCGAGUUCACUACGGGUUUGAAAGAUUUCCUCGUAGUGGCUAAUGCGAACAAGCAGAAGGGUUUUGUUAUUUGUCCAUGUGUUGACUGUAAGAAUCAGAAGGGUUACUCUUCCUCAAGAGAAGUUCACCUGCACCUGCUUCGGCACGGUUUCAUGCCAAGCUAUAAUUGUUGGACCAAGCAUGGAGAAAGAGGGGUUAUAAUGGAAGAAGAUGAAGAAGGGGAUGAUUUCAUGGAUGAAAGCUAUCUUGCUCAUUUCGGUGAUACUUUCAUGGAGGAUGCUGAAGGUGAAGGGGAAGGUGAAGGGGAAGGUGAAGGUGAAGAAGAGGCACGUGAUGAGACCGUUGAUGAUCUUGGUCGGACCAUUGCUGAUGCACGGAGACGCUGCGAAACUGAAAAGGAGAGGGAGAAUUUGGAUCGCAUGUUAGAGGAUCACAGAAAGUCGCUGUACCCCGGAUGCGAUGAUGGUCUGAAAAAGCUGGGCUGCACACUGGAUUUGCUGAAAUGGAAGGCACAGGCAGGUGUAGCUGACUCGGCAUUUGAAAACUUGCUGAAAAUGUUGAAGAAUAUGUUUCCAAAGAAUAACGAGUUGCCCGCCAGUACGUACGAAGCAAAGAAGGUUGUAUGCCCUCUAGGUUUAGAGGUUCUGAAGAUACAUGCAUGCAUCAACGACUGCAUCCUCUACCGCAGUGAAUACGAGAAUUUGAAUGAAUGCCCGGUAUGCACUGCAUUGCGUUAUAAGAUCAGAGGCGAUGACCCUGGUGACGAUGUUGAGGGCGAGAAACCCAGGAAGAGGGUUCCCGCCAAGGUGAUGUGGUAUGCUCCUAUAAUACCACGGUUGAAACGUCUGUUCAGGAACAAAGAGCAUGCCAAGUUGUUGCGAUGGCACAAAGAGGACCGUAAGUCGGACGGGGAGUUGAGACACACCGCAGAUGGAACGCAAUGGAGAAAGAUCGACAGAGAGUUCAAAGAUUUUGCAGCUGACGCAAGGAACAUAAGGAAGAACGUGUACCUUGGGCAUCGUCGAUUUCUUUCGAAAAUUCAUCCAGUAAGAAAGAAAGGCAAGCAUUACAACGGCAAGGCAGAUCACCGGCCGAAGCCUGCGGAACGCACUGGUGCUGAGUUAUUUGAUAUGGUCAAGGAUUUGAAAGUCAUCUUUGGAAAGGGUCCUGGCGGACAAUCAGUUCCGAAGGGAGCUGACGGGCACGCAGCCAUGUGGAAGAAGAAAUCUAUAUUCUGGGAGCUAGAAUAUUGGAAAGUCCUAGAAGUCCGCUCUGCAAUCGACGUGAUGCACGUUACGAAGAAUAUUUGCGUGAACCUCCUAAGCUUCUUGGGCGUGUAUGGGAAGACAAAUGAUACAAAGGAAGCACGGCAGGACCAGCAACGUUUGAAAGACCCUAUGCAGGCCGACCAGAUUUAUUUGAAGCCCAGUUGGCCGGCCAGAUUUGUUCCGAUAUCUGUCUGGCUGCUGCGCCUUCGUGCAGACAACAGUCCCAUGCUGCUGUUCGAGUGUGAGUUAAGCAUGGUGGGACCGCAUAGGAAAAGGACUGCUAGUGCUCCGGCAGAGAAGGUCCCACUCAAGAUAGCGAGAAAUCUGAUCACUAGUUUUCUCGCUGAUCCUCCUCAGGCACCCUCCCAUGCUCAGCCUCAUCGAGGAAGAGGUCGAGUAAAAGGUGGACGUGGAGGAAAGGGUAAGACAAUUCCGUUCCGCCCUUCCUCGGCACCGCCUGAGGAGGUGAGGUUGGAGGAGCCGGUGUCUCACUCCCCCUUGCCCGAGGACGAGCCGGUGUCUCACUCCCCCUUGCCCGAGGACGAGCUGGUGUCUCACUCCCCCGUGCGUGAGGACAUGACAAUGUCUCACUCCCCCGUGCAUGAGGACGAGAUGAUGUCUCACUCCCCCGUGCCGGAGGACGAGAUGAUGUCUCACUCCCCCGUGCCUAAUGACGACGAGGAGGAGGAUGAUGGUUUAAUUGCAGUUCUUGAGGAAGCUGGUGAUGAGGUGCCGGGUAAGUGCCGACACGCGAACGGCGUCAUUGGGAUCCUCCUUAAGGAGCAUUUCUCUGGCAUGGUUACUUUGCCAGGGGAGGGCAACGUUCCGGAGGUAGCACGAACUUGGGAACACUACAAAGCCUGUGAGGAUGUUGGUACAUUCAACAACAUUGAGGUUCACAACAAAGCCGAGCGGGUCUUUGCCGACAUUUGGGAUUUCUAUAGAUGCGAGAAUGGAAAGUUGGAGGAGGCACAAGUGAAUGUCAACAUUCACUGUAAGAAGCUUGUGCGCAAUAUGCUCUAUGAUGCGCACAUUAUUGCCGUCCGUUCUUAUAAGGCAUCUAAGGGCUAUAAGAUGGCUACUAAGACACCGGCUACGAAAAUAUUUCUUACGAAGGAGGAGUACAUGAAGUGCCUACUCGAGGAGAAGUUGAUAGUGGAGAGGCGACGGGCGGCUGCGGAGAGGGCGGCAGAGAGAGCAGAUGAGAGGCGACUGACAGCUGAGGAAAGGGCGAUGGAGAGAGCGGAGGAGAGGCGACUGGCUGAUGAGAGGACGCAGCAGGCGGUGUGGGCAUAA
Messenger RNA from Hordeum vulgare subsp. vulgare (domesticated barley), 2601 nucleotides. RefSeq lists its product as uncharacterized. The transcript is spliced from 7 exons. The record is from RefSeq and is a predicted model, not a curated record. NCBI's taxonomy places the organism in Eukaryota, Viridiplantae, Streptophyta, Magnoliopsida, Poales, Poaceae. Bases 1 to 2601 code for a protein of 866 amino acids.